AAAAUUUGCAUGCUUCUAUUUAUUAGUCUAUUAAGUAUACUCUUCAGCUAUAUGUGUUGCCUAUUAGAAAUUUAUUUUACAUAAAUUAAAUAUUCUUUAAUCUAUUCAUAAUUCUUAUUUUAUUAAUUUAUGGUUUCUAACUUAAUGAUAUUAAUUAAAUGAUGAGUAUAACAAACGUUUUUAAAAAUUAUCUUUAUUUAGGUCAUUAAUUAUCAAUUUUUUUGUAAUAAUACAUCAAUCAUGAAACCAGAACUAUGACACUAACAAGUAGCAUUUGUAAAUCUUAUUUAUUAUUACCUCCAUCUAGAUGUAGUAAAAUAAAUAUAUAUCAAUCUUUUGCAAAAUAUUGGGAAAAUUCAUUAAACAAUAACUAUUUUGUGGCCUUACUUAAUGAAUGUGCAUUACAUUUAUCAAAAAAACAAAAAUUUAAUCUUUGUAAAAAAUUGUUCCCUUCUAUUCAAAAUUACCAAAAACUAAUAACCAGACAUAAAGAACGUUUAGUAUUAUGUAUAUCGUUGCCAUUAACAUUUGACUGGUAUAAUGAAAGGAUAUGUUUUGAUGAACUUUUAAGAUUAGGUCAAGAAUUUAAAAUAAUUGAUAAAUUAGAACAAAAUAAUGCUUUUGGUAGUGCAAAUGUUCAUAACACAAAUAAAACAAACGAAAAUUUCAAACAUGAUUCUUCAAGUUUAAAACAAAAUAAUGAAAUUAAAAUUAAUACAACUGAUAAAAUUCAAAACUCUAGGGAAUGUUUAAUAGAUAUUUGUGAUUGCUCAAGAUGUAAAAACAUGUGUGAAAAUGGUUGGGAACCUUUUUCUACCCAUAAAAAUUUCAAGGCUUGGAGAAAAUGUAAUGUUGAUUAUCCGGAUCAAAAAUUAUAUGUAUAUAAAGUUCAUGGAUGGUUCGAUGAUGUGUCUGCUUUAGACUUCAUGCAAGUUCAACUUGAUUUAGAAUAUCGAAAGGAAUGGGAUAAAAUGUCAGUAGAUCUCAAUAUUUUAGAUAGUGAGCCUCUUACCUGUAGUGAUUUAAUUUAUUGGGAACUUCGCUGGCCGAAAUGGUUUCAAAACCGAGAUUAUGUAUUUAAACGUCGCUAUAGGAUUGAUGAAGAAGAAAAAAUCAUGUCUAUUGUGUGUGAAAGUACUGAACAUCCAGAUUAUCCUGAGUAUUCCGGCAAAUGGAGAGUUAAAAACUAUUGGUCAUACAUUGUAAUUAAACCAAGAACUGAUUUUGAUAAAGCUGGUGUAGAAUUUUCUAUUACCUAUUUUGAUGAUCCUGGUGUUACAGUUUCUAAUUACCUCACAUCAUGGUAUCAAUCUAAAGGAAUGCCCUCAUUUUUUAAUGAUCAAAGAAAAGCAGCUUUAGAAUUGGCUCGAAGGCGCAGAGAUUCAAAUAAUUCAUUAUCACCUGACCAAUUAAACAUAGAAACCAAUUAUAAGAAUUCAGAAAAGCAAACCCAAGGUUGGAUGUCAUGGCUAUUCAGUUAUUGUUUGUUUUAAAACAUUUUAUUUUGUUUUUUUAUUUUAAUAUAGAGUUAUAUUAUAUUUAAAUUAAACUGUUAAUAUUUUA
Daktulosphaira vitifoliae (grape phylloxera) is the source of this 1563-nucleotide messenger RNA. Its product is annotated as stAR-related lipid transfer protein 7, mitochondrial. The record is from RefSeq and is a predicted model, not a curated record. The transcript is spliced from 8 exons. Lineage: Eukaryota; Metazoa; Arthropoda; Insecta; Hemiptera; Phylloxeridae. Bases 255 to 1493 code for a protein of 412 amino acids. Gene Ontology annotation, molecular function: lipid binding.